This is a messenger RNA of Magnolia sinica, 2029 nucleotides long. RefSeq names its product pyrophosphate--fructose 6-phosphate 1-phosphotransferase subunit beta. NCBI's taxonomy places the organism in Eukaryota, Viridiplantae, Streptophyta, Magnoliopsida, Magnoliales, Magnoliaceae. The record is from RefSeq and is a predicted model, not a curated record. Gene Ontology annotation, biological process: photosynthesis; fructose 6-phosphate metabolic process; glycolytic process. Gene Ontology annotation, cellular component: cytosol. Bases 108 to 1805 code for a protein of 565 amino acids. The transcript is spliced from 16 exons. Gene Ontology annotation, molecular function: diphosphate-fructose-6-phosphate 1-phosphotransferase activity; 6-phosphofructokinase activity; ATP binding.
GCCGUGGAGUGCUUCCAAAACCCCAUUGCAAGCGUGGGUGGGUUUUCCCAACAACCCUUGUUUCCUCACUCGCUCACUCUGUCUCUCUCUUUCUCUCUCUGAUCGACAUGAGUUCCUCUGUGACAGCGAUGGCAAAUGGUGGUAGCGAUGCAUCGGCAAAGGCGACGCCAGGCCGUCUGGCAGGAGUCUAUAGCGAAGUACAGACUAGCCGUCUCAACCACAUUCUCCCACUCCCCUCUGUUCUCAAGAAGCCUUUCCAGAUCGUCGACGGUCCCCCCAGUUCAUCCGCUGGACAUCCCGAUGAGAUCGCCAAGCUCUUUCCCAAUCUGUUCGGGCAGCCGUCUGCCCUGCUGGUGCCGAGCGACUCCCCUCUCUCGGAAAAGAUAUUGAAGAUCGGUGUCGUUCUCUCUGGUGGCCAGGCUCCAGGGGGACACAAUGUCAUCUGUGGGAUUUUUGAUUACUUGCAGGAACGCGCUAAGGGCAGCAUCGUUUAUGGAUUCAAGGGUGGUCCUGCUGGGAUCAUGAAAUGCAAGUAUGUGGAGCUGACUUCGGAGUUUAUCUACCCAUACAGAAAUCAGGGUGGGUUUGAUAUGAUCUGUAGUGGAAGGGACAAAAUUGAAACUCCAGAACAGUUUAAGCAAGCUGAAGAUACUGCAUCAAAACUUGAUUUGGAUGGACUUGUAGUUAUUGGUGGCGAUGACUCAAAUACUAAUGCGUGCCUCCUUGCUGAAAACUUCAGGCAUAAAAAUAUGAAAACUCGAGUUCUUGGAUGUCCAAAGACAAUUGAUGGUGAUUUGAAAUGCAAGGAGGUUCCAACAAGUUUUGGAUUUGAUACAGCAUGCAAGAUAUAUGCGGAGAUGAUAGGCAAUGUCAUGACAGAUGCUCGGUCAACAGGAAAAUAUUAUCACUUUGUAAGGCUUAUGGGGCGUGCAGCGUCGCACAUCACACUAGAGUGUGCUUUGCAGACACAUCCAAACAUCACUAUCAUUGGAGAAGAGGUGGCUGCCAAGAAGCAGACAUUGAAAAACGUCACAGACUACAUUACAGAUGUAAUUUGCAAGCGUGCAGAACUUGGCUACAAUUAUGGUGUCAUACUCGUACCAGAAGGCUUAAUUGAUUUCAUUCCAGAGGUACAACAGCUUAUAUCAGAACUGAAUGAAAUCCUAGCUCAUGAUGUUGUCGAUGAAGGUGGCUUGUGGAAACAGAAACUUCAACCUCAGUCUCAGCAGCUUUUUGACUUUUUACCUCAGGCAAUACAGGAACAAUUGAUGCUAGAAAGAGAUCCACAUGGAAAUGUGCAGGUUGCUAAAAUAGAAACAGAAAAAAUGCUUAUUUCAAUGGUUGAGACUGAGUUAGAGAAAAGAAAGGAGGAGGGUAAAUAUAAAGGGCAGUUCAAAGGGCAAUCUCAUUUUUUUGGUUAUGAAGGAAGAUGUGGUUUGCCUACAAAUUUCGACUCUACCUAUUGCUAUGCAUUGGGUUAUGCUGCGGGUGCCCUCCUCCAUUCUGGGAAGACUGGCCUCAUAUCAUCAGUGGGCAACUUGGCUGCUCCUAUCGAUGAAUGGACUGUUGGUGGGACUGCGUUGACUUCACUGAUGGAUGUGGAGAGGAGGCAUGGUAAGUUCAAGCCAGUGAUCAAGAAAGCGAUGGUGGAGCUUGAAGGUGCUCCAUUCAAAAAGUUUGCAUCCUUGCGUGAUGAAUGGGCAAUCAAGAAUAGAUACAUCAGUCCAGGUCCCAUUCAAUUUCAUGGCCCCGCGUCCAAUGUCAUCAAUCACACUUUGCUGCUGGAACUUGGAGCUCAAGCUUAAGAGGUUUUUGGGUCUGCAAAUCAUCCUUGUGGCUAGAAAAUUUGAGUUGAUUGGACAUGCAUUUGUUGAUGUGAGAUGUAGUUGAUAGAUGAAUAAGUCACUUCAUAGGACUGGAAACAGGAAAAACAUGUUGACAUUUGUUUGCAUCAUGGGAUUAAAUUCCUGACUGCAUUGUCCCAAUUUUUAGUAGUUGCAUCUAUGCUUAUAGCCUGAGGUUUCUAAUC